AUGGCCUCAACUACUACCCCCGGCAUCCCGCCGGUCACUCUCGACACCAUCACCCAGCAGAUCGGUAACACCCCUCUCGUCCGAUUGAAUCGUCUGCCCCGCAGCCUCGGAAUCGAUGCGACGGUCUACGCCAAGUUGGAAUACUUCAACGCCGGUGGCAGUGUCAAGGAUCGCAUCGCCUUGCGCAUGAUCGAGGAGGCCGAGCGCUCUGGUCGUAUCAAGCCUGGUGACACCCUCAUUGAGCCCACCAGCGGCAACACUGGUAUUGGUCUGGCACUGGUUGGUGCUGUCAAGGGCUACAAGACCAUCAUCACACUCCCAGAGAAGAUGUCUGCCGAGAAGGUUGCAGUGCUCCGUGCCCUGAAUGCUACUAUCAUCCGAACCCCCAACGAAGCCGCAUAUGACUCCCCCGAAUCACACAUCGGUGUCGCCAGACGCCUCCAGAAGGAACUGCCCAAUGCGCAUAUCCUGGAUCAGUAUGAAAACGUGAACAACCCGCUGGCCCACGAGCUCGGAACCGCCGAGGAGAUUUGGACCCAGACCAACGGACAGAUCAAUGCUAUUGUGGCCGGUGCUGGAACCGGUGGUACUAUCACUGGUCUCGCCCGUGGUCUCCGCAAGCACAACCCCGAUAUCAAGGUGAUCGCUGCCGAUCCCUUCGGCUCUAUCCUGGCUCUUCCCUCUUCCCUGAACGAGGCUCGGGCCAACGAGCCUUAUAAGGUUGAGGGUAUCGGAUAUGAUUUCAUUCCCGACGUGCUCGACCGAGAGGCUGUGAACGAGUGGAUCAAGACUGAGGACCGCGAGUCUUUCAAAUACUCCCGCCGUCUGAUCGCCGAGGAAGGUCUGCUGGUUGGUGGCAGCAGUGGCAGUGCCGUUGCCGCUCUGGUCAAGGCCAACGAGGCCAAAAAGUUCUCCAAGGAUGACGUGGUCGUUGUGGUCCUUCCUGACAGCAUUAGAAGUUAUCUUUCCAAGUUCGCCGAUGAUGACUGGCUUGCGGCCAACGAUCUGCUGCCUUCCCUCCCGGCCGUUGCAUCAACAACCCAAACGCAAGAAGCCGAUGCCGACCCUCUGGCCAACGCCAAGGUCAGCGCUUUGCGUCUGAAGCCCAUCACUACCGUGACCGCCAGCUCUUCGUGCGAGACUGCCAUCGAGACCAUGCGCGAUCGCGGCUUCGACCAGCUCCCCGUUCUGGCCUCCUCUGGCCGCAAGCUCGUGGGUCUCGUCACACUGGGCAACGUCCUCAGCCGACUGACUCACGGCCGUGCCACUGGCACCAGCCCUGUCUCCGAGGUCAUGUUUGACUUCUCAAAGAUCUCUGAGGUGGUGACGGAUCCCCGCGAUCUGACCAAGAUGGGUUCCAAGCAGCCCCGCAGCCGUGGUUUCAUUGAAAUCACCAUGGAAACCCCACUCAGUGUUCUGAACCGCUUCUUCGAGUGGAACAGUGCUGCCGUGGUGACUGAAAAGGACGCCAGUGGCGCCAUGAAGCCCUUGGCUGUUGUGACCAAGGUGGACCUGCUCUCCUGGAUGCUCAACCAGGGCAAGGCCACCAAGGCCUAA
Messenger RNA from Penicillium salamii, 1557 nucleotides. The record is from the annotation of a GenBank genome assembly. NCBI's taxonomy places the organism in Eukaryota, Fungi, Ascomycota, Eurotiomycetes, Eurotiales, Aspergillaceae.